This is a messenger RNA of Penicillium brasilianum, 1178 nucleotides long. NCBI's taxonomy places the organism in Eukaryota, Fungi, Ascomycota, Eurotiomycetes, Eurotiales, Aspergillaceae. The record is from the annotation of a GenBank genome assembly.
AAAUGAUUCCAUUCAAAACAAAAGUCAUGCAGAGUCAGGCCGUUGAGCCAAGUGCCGAAAGCCCUGCUGAAGAGCCUGGAAUACCUUUGGAGUUCGGCUCUGCGGCGCACGUAGUAAAUAAUGUUGGAUUUCAAAUUGGCAACAAUCACGGGAAUAUCAUUUUCAGUCAUCACAAAGAAACCACACUUUUCGAAUCUCUGGCUGCUUACAAUCAGUCUCAACGCUCAAUCCUAUUGGCAAGGACGACUCUUUCCAAGAAAGCUCGUCUGCAAACCGGGAGAAGACGCGUGCAAGCAAUCAAGAAUCGCACUUACUACGAGCCAUACGUGGAAGUCAAGGAUCGCCCAACUGUCGUACCGUCCUUUGACAAAACCUAUGUUCAGCAACGCUUGAAAGAUAUUCGGCAGGAUAUUGCGAAGGGGCAGACACAAAAUAUUACUCCGAGUGGGGAGGAUGAGCCAGAGACCAACUAUCUUGGAGAUCUGGACGAGUUCUGUGAAAAGGUAUCUCAGGCCUGGAAUCCCUAUUCUAGACCCAUUCAGUACGCGCAGUCAAAGUUUCACAUAACGCAUCGACGAGACCAGGAAAUCUUCGAAUACUUGCAAGACGCUUUUGAAGUUCCUUAUUGGGAGCUCAUGCUGGAUUUGUUCUUACAGUGGCGUGCCAACUCGCGAUCAUUGAGUGGAGAUAUUGUCCUCAAAGUCUUGGGUAGCCUGGAAAGGGAGAUCAAAACUGGACGACGUCAACUUCUAAGUGACCUUGAAGCGCAGUCAGAAGACAAAUUGGAAGACUUGCCUCCUAUUUUGGAAGGUAUCGAUGCGAGACUUGCUGUCCUUGGUACUGUGUGCGAUAUGACGGGGCCCCUCUUAUUGGAAUUAGAGGAUUUGGUUACUGCCGCAGCUCGCCCUAUACUUGCAUCUGCGGAAAAUAGCCCACCUAUGGAAUCCCCGGGUUCCGGAAAAGAAAAGGAAAACGUGGCUCUUAUCGCAUUGAUCUUACUGUUUCUUACUGCGGCUAUAGUCCCGGGAUACAAAGCAUUCGCGAUAUCAAUGGACUCCAACACACCAGGCUCGAUUGGGGAUGCCGAUUUCUGGUAUCUGAUCCAAAGCAGCAUUAUGUCUGUUCUAGGAAAUGGUCAUCCCACUGCUGAAAAAGUCCUGGUUCUCACCGGCUUAUAA